Podospora bellae-mahoneyi is the source of this 837-nucleotide messenger RNA. RefSeq lists its product as uncharacterized. The record is from RefSeq and is a predicted model, not a curated record. The transcript is spliced from 4 exons. The coding region runs from base 142 to 612 and encodes 156 amino acids. Lineage: Eukaryota; Fungi; Ascomycota; Sordariomycetes; Sordariales; Podosporaceae.
CAAUCUCUCAUUUCACGUCAAACCGUCUCUCAUGUUUCGCACAAACAUUUUCCAUUUUUUGACACAUCUUUUUGGACAUCCAGUCAGUCACCAACAAAACCAAAACCACCAUCUCGAUUCGAAGUGACUACCUCCAUCAAGAUGAGCAUGCCAAAACUUCACUGGCCUACCAUCACCGACCGCCUCGCUAAACUCCCCUCAACAAUCCCGCCUCACGAGCGAUACGUCCAUGUAGCCAACAAUAUCGCAAGCGUGAUCCGAUGGAAUAAGGAUCUUCUUGAAGGGAUGCUCCUCGAGGCACAGGCCCAUUGUUGCGCUGCUGAGUUUGCGGCAAAAGAUUGGUCCGAAAGUACCGAUGCCAAUGAUAGCAAAUUUGCUGAGAGGACACGCUCCAAGGAGACGGAAGAGAACGAGGAAAAGUGCAGGUUUUAUGAGAUUUUGAUCGAGGUUUUGGAGGGAAAAAUCAAGAAGUUGAAGACUCCAGUUGAUAAGGAGAGUUGGGAGGAUGAUUACGAAAUGGUUGACGAAAAUAGAGACUCGGAUGACCAGUGGGUGCAUAUUACCUUAGGCAGCCGUGCAAGCGGUCUGGCCAGCGCUCAAAAUAGACCGUAGCAUUCUCGUUAUCGAGUGAAAUUAUGUGUGCGCAAGAAGAACGUUAAGUCAAGCUUCUUUUUCAGACAGGCUCGCCGCACUAUGCACUUUGUCAAUCCGCACUAGUGUGGGGCUACUUCAAAUGUCGAGGAAGACAUACAUCUACAACCACUAGCUUUAUACCCAUAUUACCCAUGAUAUUUCAUUAUUGAAAAUAAAUACCUAUAUAAAAUUGCCCAUAAAAAA